Molecule: messenger RNA, 1461 nt
Organism: Adineta ricciae
Lineage: Eukaryota; Metazoa; Rotifera; Eurotatoria; Adinetida; Adinetidae
Source: the annotation of a GenBank genome assembly
AUGUCGGAAGCAGAAAAUUCGGCAACAGUAUUGAUUCCUGACAAAAACAAGAAGAAAACACUCUGUGGAAGUUGUGAAAUUGAACUCGAACCCGACCAUCCGGGAAUACAAUGUAUUCAAGCUCAUCAUUAUUGUGUCGAGUGUUCAGCUCGAAUCGUGAAUUUAUUUUUCUCUGAACCACAACAUUAUACGCCUUUACGUUGUGUUCAAUGUCAUGUAGAAUUGAUUCCUGAGGUCUUCGAACGUCAAUUAACACCAGAACAACUUGAAUUCUACCUUCAACAUAUGCUCGUGCUACUUUGGGCGAAGGAAGUUGUCGGAGAAGAUGAACGUUUGGACAGAUGCCCAUUUUGCAAUUAUGCUGUUGUUCGAAAAAUCGAUGAUGUAAAAUUUAUUGAUUGUCGUCAUUCUGAAUGUGGAACUUUUUCAUGCUUAGUCUGCCGCAAAGCUUGUCCUAGAUAUACCAGUCCAUAUCUAACCGAUGAGCAGUUUGCCGAACUCGAUCAUCACUUCAAAUGUAGCAGAUUGCAUGAUAAUAAACAAGAAUUCGAACGAUAUUUAGAAGCAGGUCAGAAAGUUCCAUGUCCUAAUUGUGGCCUUGCUGGAAUGAAAGAUGAUUCGUGUACGCAUAUGACUUGUCCGCAAUGUUCACAAUUGUGGUGUUAUUUCUGUGGAAAAAAAGUUGAAGAUUGUGAUAAAGCAAGGAAUGGAACGAAUGGGAUCUACGAUCACAAUCUACGAUGGGAAACGAAUCUUCAACGUUGUCCGAUGUACCUCAUUCAAUUGAAUGAUGUUGAUAAGCGUUGGGAAGUUGAUGAAGAUCAAUGCUUAGCUUUGUUUCAUCGUCUUCGUUUGUUACGAUUACUACGCGAAGCAUUUGAGAAAAUUGGCAGAGAAGAUAUUGAUGAACUCGAUAGGCAUUUCAAUAUCGUUAGCACAUGUGGUUUUACAAUCGAUGAGAUUCUUCAUGAAGAUUUGACAUUAAUCCGCAAUCGACCUGCUCAAUUUUCUAAAGCACAAACUAUCUACAUGGCACUUCAAUUAACUUUAUCAUGUGAUUUGGACAAAUCACAAACUGGUCCUACUCUCAUUCAUUCGACUGGAGUACAACACUACAAGAUCCCACCAGAAGUGAUUCAAAUUUUGCAACAAAAUCUUUCUAACGAUCGAUUAUCGGAUGAUUCCGAAGGCGUCCUUUGUCAAGACAAUCCUCAACGUGUUCUUGGUGUUCUCCGAAGCAAUGGAUUUACUUUGCAAAAACAAACUACGGAUACCAAUAAAGCAUUGUGGACAUUAGUACAAGGUGGCGGUAGCGGCGGCCAUCCUGCUCCUCCACCUCCAACUGACGAAAACAAUGCUGAUACUGGAGCAGAAGAUCAAGGUGAAAAUAAUGAAGAAGGAGGCGAAGGGGAAGGGGAAGGAGAAGGAGAAGGAGAAGAAGAAGGGGAAGGUGAAGAAUAA